GAUAUCGUCGACGUUAUUAUCACCGCCUGUGAUCUACAAUUCUAGUCCUCCUAUUCAGAACUCGAAGCCAAACUCAGAUCAAAGCUUCGUUCCGAAUCAAAUCAAAUCUCCGAUCAGUAUUCGGAGGCUCCGCCGCCAUGAGUUCUCCGGCGAUUUCAGGAGGGACGAGCUUCUUCAGUGGAUUUACUCGGCUGUGCAAAGGCCUUGCUGUAGUACUUGUCGGUGGACACAUUGUCGUUCAGAUCCUCCCCUCUGCUGUGACUUAUCUUGCCCUUAUCCCCGCCAGGACAAUUCCCUUUGCUUGGAACCUCAUAACAGCUGGUUACAUUGAACAAUCAGUACAUGGGGUGAUCAUCAGCACAAUUGGUCUCCUUUUCAUUGGGAAACUGCUUGAACCCAUUUGGGGUUCUAGAGAGUUCUUGAAGUUUAUCUUUUUAGUAAACUUCUUGACUUCUCUUUGUGUUUUCGUUACAGCUAUUUCCUUGUACUACAUAACAAUGCAGGAAAAUUACCUUUACAUGCGUCUUUCCGGCUUCCACGGGGUCCUCUCUGGAUUCUUAGUGGGCAUUAAGCAAAUCAUACCUGAUCAAGAGCUGUCUUUGUUGAGAAUAAAAGCAAAGUGGCUGCCUUCUCUCGCACUAUUGUUGUCCAUUAUUAUAAGCAUCUAUACAGCAGAGUCAACAACAUACCUUCCAACAUUAAUAUUUGGAACAUAUCUGAGCUGGAUUUACCUUAGAUAUCUACAGAAGAAACCAGAAACAAAAUUGAGGGGUGAUCCAAGUGAUGAAUUUGCAUUUUCCACAUUCUUCCCUGAAUUUUUAAGACCAGUUAUUGAUCCCAUUGCUUCAAUAUUUGAUCGGAUGCUGUGUGGAAGAUCUGAAACUUCAAAUGAAACCAGGGGUUAUUCCUUGGGUGGUGCCCCAUUGCCCGGUUCUGACCCUAUCGAGGCUUCUAGGAGGAGAGAAAGGGGCGCUCGAGCACUGGAAGAAAGAUUAGCUGCUGAGAGGUUGGCUGCUAGUGGGAGUGAAGAAGAAUCGAAAAAAGAUGCCACAGAUAAUGUAUAAACUCCUGAAAACCCUACUUUCAAAUCCAAACAUCCCAGAGAAAUGGGUGGUGCAAUAUUUGAUGUUGGAUCGCUUUCUGGAUUCUUAAGGACAGUUUUGUCAUGUGUGUUUGCCUUACAAAAAUAUUCCUGUUUUGUCAAACGGUUACUUGUACAGUGAUUACUUUACCCUUAAGAUAGCGUAGAAACUUGUUCUCUUGGACCAUUUGGCGUGCAUGUUCAUUAUACAUAUAUCUUUUGGAAGCCAAGCUGUUUUCCCAUGUAGAAAAGUACUCUUAGGUGUUGUUUCUUUAUGGCAUUAUUUCUAACACCUAUGGAAGCUUUUUGUGUUUGUAACAUUAGCGUACGAACACUCUGCUUGACGGAGAAUUCUUUUAAAAAUGCAGUAUAAGUGUGCGUGUAGUAUUGUUAUUUUUA
Molecule: messenger RNA, 1480 nt
Organism: Camellia sinensis
Lineage: Eukaryota; Viridiplantae; Streptophyta; Magnoliopsida; Ericales; Theaceae
Product: rhomboid-like protein 19
Biological process (GO): retrograde vesicle-mediated transport, Golgi to endoplasmic reticulum
Cellular component (GO): Golgi apparatus; membrane
Source: RefSeq, a predicted model, not a curated record